This is a messenger RNA of Nematostella vectensis (starlet sea anemone), 1178 nucleotides long. Its product is annotated as 52 kDa repressor of the inhibitor of the protein kinase-like. Gene Ontology annotation, molecular function: protein dimerization activity. The transcript has a single exon. The record is from RefSeq and is a predicted model, not a curated record. The coding region runs from base 1 to 942 and encodes 313 amino acids. NCBI's taxonomy places the organism in Eukaryota, Metazoa, Cnidaria, Anthozoa, Actiniaria, Edwardsiidae.
AUGACAAACGAGUGUCAGUACUUAAAUAAGUACGGAAGUUGGAGCUGGGACCAGGAGAGCCGCACAAGAGCCAAUGGCCUUCUGUCCACCAUGUCCAAGUUUGAGUUUACAAUCACGAUGAUCACUGUGAUGAAAUGCCUCUCAGUCGUGAAGCAACUGAGCAUCCAACUUCAGAAGCGCGCAAGCGACAUUUACAGGGCUUACUCUCAAGUGAGCUCUGUAAAGGAAGAUCUUCAAGCUCCGAGGCGCGAUAUCGAUGUCUUGUUCGUAAAGUGGUACGAGUCAUCUGUGGACUUAGGGAAGGAUUUUGACAUUGUACCCUCCAUGCCGCGCAUUGCACGAAUACAACAACACCGGCAAAAUACCCCCUCCUCAUCCCCGUGUGAAUAUUACAAGAGAUCCCAGGGCAUUCCUCUUGUCGACCACCUGUCGACAGAAAUGGAUAAAUUCUUCAGUGCCGACCAGAUGAAUGUAUCAAAGCUGAUCUCCUUGGUACCGGAGGUUCUGGUGGCUACCAAUGGCUGCGACUUGGAAGAGGCCGUUAAAUUCUACACAGAUGACCUUGAAAGCCCUGAUUUACUCGAUGUAGAGCUUGUCCGUUGGCGCAGUAAAUGGACGAGAGUAGAAGAGGAAUCUAUUCCUAGAAGCGCAGUCGACGCACUGAAAAACUGUGAUGCCGAGUUCUACCCAAACGUACAUGUGCUACUCCAAAUCCUCUGCACCCUCCCUGUCACUUCAGCUGAGAGUGAGAGAUCGUUCAGUACAAUGAAGCGCCUUAAGACAUACCUACGAAACACCAUGAGCACAGAAAGAGAAUCUUCACUGGCCUUGAUGAGCGUCCUUUAUAACAGAUCUCUGGAUGUAGAUGCCAUCAUUGAUACUUUCGCCACGCGCCAUUCUCGUCGCCUUUUGUUUGCAGACAUUUUAUCUGGCGACAAGUAGCAUGUUCUAACCAGGGAGGCAUCUUGCUACCCUAACUUUCAUUGGAACAUGAUCCAACAUGUGUAUUACUUCUCAGUUAAUUGAUAUUAUAACUAGUGAAACUCCAUUUGUAAAUGAAUGAAGUGUAUGUUUGAUUCGUAUCAGAAUGUGCCUCGUAUCAGAAUGUAAGAUUGCCUGGGUUCAAAUUAAGAAAGUAGUAUGAAGUAAGUUCUACAAUAGAUCAAUAUUGAACUCUU